GGCCUCUUCGCAGUCCCGCCCCCGUCGGCAGCGGCCUCCGCGCGCCAAAAUCAAACUCGUAGAUCCGCCAGCCGGAGAGCUUCCAGUUCAGGCUGCAGGUCCCGGCACAUUUGGCGCCGCGAGCCCCGGCGCGUGCACCUGUGGACACCUCCCAGCGCUCGCUGCCCGACGCGCUCGGGCCGCCACCAGGAGAGGCAUGGCCACCCCACCCAAGAGGAGCUGCCCGUCUCCGGCAACCAGCUCUGAGGGGACCCGUGUCAAGAAAAUUUCCAUCGAAGGAAACAUCGCUGCUGGAAAGUCAACAUUUGUGAACAUCCUUAAACAAGUCUGUGAGGAUUGGGAAGUGGUUCCGGAACCUGUUGCCAGAUGGUGCAAUGUUCAAAGUACUCAAGAUGAAUUUGAGGAACUGACAACGUCUCAGAAGAGUGGUGGAAAUGUUCUUCAGAUGAUGUAUGAGAAACCUGAACGAUGGUCUUUUACCUUCCAAUCAUAUGCCUGCCUCAGUCGAAUCCGAGCACAGCUUGCUGCUCUCAAUGGCAAGCUCAAAGAUGCGGAGGAACCUGUGUUAUUUUUUGAACGAUCUGUGUAUAGUGACAGGUAUAUUUUUGCAUCUAAUUUGUAUGAAUCUGACUGCAUGAAUGAAACAGAGUGGACCAUUUAUCAAGACUGGCAUGACUGGAUGAAUAACCAGUUUGGCCAAAGCCUUGAACUGGAUGGAAUCAUUUAUCUUCGAGCCACUCCAGAGAAAUGCUUGAAUAGAAUAUAUUUACGGGGAAGAAGUGAAGAACAAGGUAUUCCACUUGAAUACUUACAGAAGCUUCACUGUAAGCAUGAAAGCUGGCUCCUGCAUAGAACACUAAAAACCAACUUUGAUUAUCUACAAGAAGUGCCUAUCUUAACACUGGAUGUUAAUGAAGACUUUAAAGACAAACAUGACAUUCUGGUUGAAAAGGUAAAAGAAUUUUUGAGCACUCUGUGAUCUUGCUGAAGACUACAGGCAGCCAAAUGAUUCCAGAUACUUCAGCUUUGUGUAUCUUCAUAGCUCUGUAUUUACACAGCUCUCUCUAGAAAACCCAAGUUUUUAACUGUUUUUGUUAAAAAAGAAAAAUUUUUUUUGAUGACUUCAAUACAAAACUUUAUAACCAAUUUCUUUUUUUUUUUUCUUUUUUGCGGGUUUGAAAAAACAAAGACAUUUAAUUAUUCUUUACAACAGGAAGUCUGGAGGUAAAUGGUUCCAGAAUCACUAUAGUAGCUAAGCAACAUUAUGAAAGACCCAGCCGCCUUCUGUCUUUCCCCUCUGUUCUCCUCCUCAGCGGGUUGACGUUUUAUUCCUGGUGCUUCUGGUCUCGCUGACCAGUUUCUUAAUUGCAGACUUUAAUGUUACAUAGUAAAUGGUAAUGUGUCCUGUGUAAAUUAGUACACCUAUUAAAAAUUGAAAAGUGGAAUUUAAGGAAUCCUUAGAAAAAGGAUUAUGAAGUUUUAUUUUAAAUACUUUUGAUCAGGUGCCUUCCCUUCCACUGUAGUUUAUGUGGAAGAUAAGACCACGUUUAGUAUUUAAUCACUUCAUUGAUAGUUAUUAAUAUAACAUAUUUGUAGAGGAGGUUAGACUUUGUUCCCAGUUUUUAAUGGCAUCACUUAUAAGUCAUUUAAUCUUUUUCCUGCCUUUGUUUCUACAUCUGUGGUGUGGGUGAGACUUCAUCUUUUUGCAUGGGAUUUUGGAGGGUUAAAGUAGAAAUGUUUCUAUACUUAAAAGAUAACUGAAGAUUAUUACAUGAGCAUAGAGAUUCAGUUUCUUUGGAACUUAGCUACUUGCUUUUUCCCUUCUCAGACCAUUCUUUUGGAAACAGUAUUUAAAAGGUUGAUUUAAGCUAUGAUUGCCUUUAAAUCAUUUGAGGUGGAAGUAUAGUUUUCCCUGAAUUUCUUCCCAUUUUUAUAGGCAAAAUGUUAAUAGGAAAUAGUGAGGGAUUAGUUUUUCCGUGUUAUUCUUUAUUGACCCUCUACUGGGAAUAAGUAGUCUUUCUUCACCUUUACACUUGGUAAGAAGUCAAAAGGGAAACUGAAGACAGUAUCUUCUUAGCAAUUGAGUCUGUUUAGUUAGAACUAACUCCUGCUUCCUGCCUUAUCCUACUUUCCCGACUGUCUGGAGUAGUUAGGCAACCUGCUAUUUUAAAGUUUUAUUUACAAGUAAGUAAAAGUCACACAUUUCUACUUCGAAAACAUCAUAAUCACUCUUCAGUUCAUAGUUUGCUUGCUUCUCUGUUGUGUUAUACCAUCAGUUUUCCCCUUCUAAGAGAAAUUACUGAUAAAAAUGAUCUUGCUUUAUGUUACACAUCUUGAAAGCAAAAUCAUUUUUUGUUGAUUAUAUAUUAGAGAAUACACAUGUUAAUAAAGAAGACAAGGGGUAUAAUGGUUGUAAUUUUUAAAAAUGUGUGGAUUCAUUUCAAGUAUGUAUAUAUAGAUUUAGGUAUGUAAGUAUAGAUUUUUUUCAACUUUAUUUAGUAAAAAUGUGCAGUGUGUUUGUAUUUAACCUUUCUGCUUGACAUUUUAGAAAAAUUCUAUGGUUUUGAAAUGAGAGGAAGAGUUACUUUUACUUUGAAACUAUAAUUUUCCUUUUUAAAAUGUCAUCUUUUGUUUUUGAUUUCUUAACAUUCAAAGAUGAUGAUUUAUUGAAUUACACAGUCUAGAUGCACUCAUCUUUGAGAGAGAGACUUGGUUUCAAAUCUGUAAUUGCCAUGAAUAUUUGAAUUGUCUCAUGAUAUUGUAUGGGUUUGUUUUUGUUUGACAUAUAUGGGUUUGUUUGCUAAAUUAAAUAUUUGCUUAAUAAAUAAGUAUAAAUCAUAUGAACUCUAAUGGAGCUACACUCAUUGAAAUGAUUGUAUCUUUUUUAGAAAUAAAAUUUAUUCUACUUUUGAAGAAAAUUA
Vicugna pacos (alpaca) is the source of this 2921-nucleotide messenger RNA. It is a transcript of the gene DCK, whose product is annotated as deoxycytidine kinase. Lineage: Eukaryota; Metazoa; Chordata; Mammalia; Artiodactyla; Camelidae. The record is from RefSeq and is a predicted model, not a curated record. Gene Ontology annotation, molecular function: deoxycytidine kinase activity; ATP binding. Gene Ontology annotation, cellular component: mitochondrion; cytoplasm. Gene Ontology annotation, biological process: nucleobase-containing compound metabolic process.